GACGUUUCUUUGCAGAUGCAGUCUUAUGCAUAUUUAUAACCUCUGAUCGCAAUCUAGGCAAAGAAGAAUCACUUCAGUUUGAAAUAUCUGAAUUGGAAGAAAAAUUUCUUAAACAAGUGGGAUUUCCGCUCUGGCCGAAAGAAUGGGUAGUGAUCUUGAAUUAUCCAAUGAUUCCAUAUAAUGAUCAAAUAAAAUCGCCGUUAACUGGAG
This is a messenger RNA of Acaulospora colombiana, 210 nucleotides long. The record is from the annotation of a GenBank genome assembly. NCBI's taxonomy places the organism in Eukaryota, Fungi, Glomeromycota, Glomeromycetes, Diversisporales, Acaulosporaceae.